UUCCCCGCCCCCCGGGGCCCGGCAGGGGGCGGCUCUGUGCCGGAUCCGGGCCCUCUCCCUCUCCCUCUCCCCCGGUGUCGGUGAUGUUGGGCGGCGCGGCCUGGCCCGAGGUCCGCCUCGCGGUGUCGGAGCGGCGCCGGGAGCUGGUGUUGAGGGGCCCGGAGCUGGAGGCCAGGGUGCGGGCUGGAGGCGUGGACCCGGGCCUGUUCGAGCUGCCGCUGCUGCAGCACCUGGAGCUGGGGGCGGCUCUCAGCGAGCUGCCGGGGGCGGUGUGCGGCCUACACGGCCUCCGGAGCCUGGUCCUCCGCGGGAACCGCCUGAAGGAGCUGCCCGAGCAGCUGGGCCUCCUCACCGAGCUCCGCAGCCUCGAUGUGUCCGGGAACCGGCUGCAGUGUGUCCCCGCCAGCCUCGGGCUCCUCGCCCAGCUCCGCGGCCUCAACCUGAGCGGGAACCUCCUGCAGGAGCUGCCCCGGGGCCUGUCCCGCUGCUCGGGCCUCACCCACCUCGAGCUCUCCCACAACCGCCUCCAGGAACUACCCGGAGACCUCCUGGAGAACCCCCUGCCCCUGCUCACAUCACUCACCGCCGCCGGCAACUGCAUCCACAGCCUGGGGCCCGGCAUCAGCCGCCUGCCCGCGCUCCGGACCCUGGAUCUGUCCGACAACAAGCUCACAGAGAUUCCUUGUGAGCUUGCUGACUGUCCCAAGCUGAAAGAAAUAAACUUCAAAGGAAAUUGUUUAACCGAUAAACGACUAGAAAAAAUGGUGAAUGGAUGCCAGACCAAAUCCAUCUUGGACUAUCUGAAAUCAGGGGGUCGUGGCAAGGGGAAGGGGAAAGGAGAGAGUGCAGAGAAAACAGAGAACAGAGAUAAAAGCAGGAAGAAGAAGAAACCUUUGAAGAAAGAUGAUGAGGAAUCUGAUGAAAUGGAGGAAUUGAACAAAUUAGUGGUGCGAGUGCUGCAUAUUUCUGAAAAUCCAUCCACUGUGUUUGUGAAAGUCACUCCCAAUGUCAAGGAAGUGAGACCCUAUAUUGUGUGUUGCAUUGUGGAAGGAAUGAACCUCCGAGCUGGAAAUGCAUUGAAACGAUUCCUGGUAGCUCAGACAAAGUUACAUGAUGAUGACUGUCAGAAGAGGACAUUGGCAACUAUUGCAACACAUGAUUUACAUUUGGUGAAGGGACCAUUGCUGUAUGAUGCCAGACCAUCCCAAUCUUUAAAGAUUACACCACUUGGAAGGAAAGAGAUAAAGGCGGCAGACCUGGUACGGCGAUUACAGAUGGAAGCUGAUGAGCAACGCAAACAGAAGAAGCGUCAGAAUGUUUCUGGCCUUCAUAAGUAUCUCCAGUUACUUAACGGAAAAGAACAUUUUCCUUGUUUAGUCGAUGCAGAGGAUCAUGUAAUUUCAUUCCCACCAAUCACAAACAGUGACAAAACAAAGAUUAGAAAAACCACCAGUCAGCUGUUCUUGGAAGUAACCAGUUCCACAAACCUACAGACCUGUAAAAAUGUGAUGGACCGUUUGAUUGUGCGAAUGGCAGAACUGAACAAGUUCACCUUUGAAAACAAGGAGCAGGAGUCUGUAUCUGAUGACGAGACUGAAGUGACUAAAGACCUAACUGAAGACCAAGCAGAGACUGUGGAUCUGACCGUGACUAAGAUGGCCAGUCCUGAACUGAUUGUGAGACAAGUGCGGGUUGUGGAUGCAGAAGGGAACCUCAAGGUUGUUUACCCAGCCAAAACUGACUUAAAUGUGGAUGCCCAUAAUGUAACUGUAAUCCGAUAGUUCCUCACACAAUUUCUGCCACAAUUUUGCACUAUUUACAUUUGGGUUUCCAUUUUUUUUUUAAAUAGUUGUAUAAUUAACACAUUUUCUCUUGAAGCUGCUGAUUUUGACUGGAAUACUUCCUGGUCUCUCUGUCUCCUUAACUAAUUGGCUACUAUUCAUCCAGUGGUAACUGUACAACUACAGAGGAUGUCACAUUAGGCUGACAUGUACAGCAUUGUUUUCACCCAUCUCCUCUAGAUUGUAUGUUUAGUAUUGACUGUUCAGUCUCAAAAAGAAGUCUGUUUGUUUGCAUGAACCAGAAGAGAGUGGAGGGAACAUCCCGACUAUACAACAUGGAUCUUGAGAGGAGGGAGGGAGAGAGUAAAAGUAAGCAAUAUUCCAAUGUAGUAGAACUCAGUAACAUAAACCCAGGAAGCCUCAGUAAUGAGAACACCUUAGUCGUCCAUGGAACAAGCAAAGUAUUUCAACAAAACACUGUUCCAGUUUCCUCUCCUGGUUUUGUAAAUAAAUGGCAACAGUAUUCUGCCAACAUUGUUAAAAAUGCUCAAUUAAUGUUACUGCCAUUGUACAGCUUUCAAACAUAAUCUGAUGUAGUUACUCAUUCAUUUUAUCAUUCUUAAACUCCAUCCUUUCAGUUCCUUGCUUCAGAAAUUGACGCUGAGUUAAGUUGUACCUUUGGUCUGUUCCUGCAGCGUUUAACAAUGCCAGCAUUUCUGUUUGAAGGGGCUAGAUUGGUGGUGAUAUCAUGAAAUGAAAAGCUAAAUGGCAUGAACGUUGAAAUAAAUCCAUUCUGGUUUUGCUGCAUGUAUUAAUAAGCCCAUGCUGGAAAUAAAACAGGCACCAUUGUUAAA
This is a messenger RNA of Hemiscyllium ocellatum (epaulette shark), 2635 nucleotides long. RefSeq names its product leucine rich repeat containing 47 (gene lrrc47). The transcript is spliced from 7 exons. Bases 84 to 1781 code for a protein of 565 amino acids. Gene Ontology annotation, molecular function: phenylalanine-tRNA ligase activity; protein binding; RNA binding. Lineage: Eukaryota; Metazoa; Chordata; Chondrichthyes; Orectolobiformes; Hemiscylliidae. The record is from RefSeq and is a predicted model, not a curated record. Gene Ontology annotation, biological process: phenylalanyl-tRNA aminoacylation.